This is a messenger RNA of Centruroides sculpturatus (bark scorpion), 1952 nucleotides long. RefSeq names its product acetylcholinesterase-1-like. Gene Ontology annotation, cellular component: plasma membrane. The record is from RefSeq and is a predicted model, not a curated record. The coding region runs from base 262 to 1902 and encodes 546 amino acids. The transcript has 4 exons. Gene Ontology annotation, biological process: acetylcholine catabolic process; choline metabolic process. Gene Ontology annotation, molecular function: acetylcholinesterase activity. Lineage: Eukaryota; Metazoa; Arthropoda; Arachnida; Scorpiones; Buthidae.
GUUUUAUGAGUCACACCGUCACAUUCAGCUUCCUUGUACAAUACAUGUUAUUGCUAAAUUUAUAUUUGAAUAUAAAUACGCAAUAAAUUAGUUGAGUUUAAAACUUUCACUUUUACGAGUAUAGUAAUCUCCGACUUCCUAAAAAGAAAGAAAAAUUAAGCAAAAUAUAUCCGUAAAAUACAGUAGUAAAAAAACGUACUUUGCCUUUGAAAAGUCAAAAAGGGAUUAAUAAAUUUCAUAAAAUACAAAUAAGGCAGAACAAUGAAAAUUUUCCAUUUUAUAGCAAUUAUUAUUUCGUUGUUUAAUUGCUACGAGCAAAACUCAUUAAUUGUUAAUACAACAUCUGGAAUAUUUAAGGGAAAGACCAUGAAUAUUCAAAAUGUAAACGUACGUGAAUAUUUAGGAAUUCCUUAUGCAUUACCUCCAGUCAAGGAAUUAAGAUUUAAGAAUCCUCGACCUGCACCAUAUUGUUGUCAUAUUCGAGAAGCUAUUCAUAAACCGCCCUCUUGUUUGCAAAUCCUCACCGAUUUUACUGUGAAAUCAACAGAAUUAUUGCCAAUGAGUGAAGAUUGUCUUUAUCUUAACGUUUGGGUUCCAGAACGUGAAAGGCAACAACAACCUUUAUCAACCAUGGUCUGGAUUUAUCCCGGAUCAUUCGUCAUUGGAUCGGCAAGUGAUGAAUUGUCUGAUGGCGAAGUAAUUGCAGCUGUUGGAAAUGUAAUCGUAAUCAGUAUUGCCUAUCGAUUGGGUCCAUUUGGAUUUUUUCACUUUGAUGAAGAAGAAGCACCCGGAAACAUGGGCAUGAUGGAUCAAGUCUUAGCUGUGAAGUGGGUCCAUAACAACAUCAAAGAAUUCGGUGGUGAUCCAAAUAAAGUUAUACUGUUUGGACAAAGUUCGGGUGGCAUAUCUAUUGCUAACCAUUUAGUAUCUCCUUUAAUGGAAGGAUUAUAUCAACGUGUUAUAAUUCAAAGUUUGUCAAAGUUAAGUGAUAAUCAAAUAUUUACUUCAAUAAAUAUCUCUAACAAUAGAGACAUUAGUAAAAUUAUUGCUACAAAUGUAGGAUGUGCUAAUGAUAAUUCUAAGGAGGCAGUAGCUUGCAUGAGACAGUUGGAAUCGUCGGACAUUGUUUUGGCAAUGGAAGAUUACAUGAAUAGUAUUCCAAUAGGAAUAUCAUUAUUGCCCGAAAUUAACAGUCCAUAUUUACCCGAUAACAUAGUUAAAAUUCAUAAUGUAGAUAUCAUGAUUGGCAACGUCGUUGACGAAGAAUCAAUAUUUUUGGAAUUGUAUCAUCCUAAAUUUCUGGAAGAGGAGAAUCCAAAAUUGAAUAAAUUUGAAGCUGAACGAGACAUAAAGAUGUAUUUUAAUAAAACUGAUGAAAGAACAGAUUUUCGGGUUAUCUUCAAUGAAUAUCUCGGAAAUGUUUCUGAUACUGAUUACACCACUAUUGUUAACAGAACAUACAAAGCAAUGGGAGAUGGCCUUCGUCUUUGUCCUUCUUACUUCAUGGCAGAAACUCUUACGAAGAAUCGUAAUCUUUAUCAUUAUAUGUUUAAUCAUAAAAGAAGAAAGUGUGGAAGACCGAAAUGGACCGGUGUGGCUCAUAGUGAAGAAUUAUAUUUUCUGUUCGGAAUGCCUUUCAAGAAUCCCGAAUGCUACACCUUAGAAGAACAAGAUUUUUCUGUCAAAAUUAUACAAAUGUGGACUUCUUUUGCAAAAUACGGGAUACCUUUUUAUCCUGGCAUGGAUACACCAUUUUUACCGUUUGGUACGGAGAAGAACUCAAUCGAAAUUCGACUGGAAGACAUGCAAACACGCAAAGACCCGUUAAGGAAUAUUUGCAAAGUCUGGAGAAAUUUCUAUCGAUACCGACAAUUUUUUGUGGAAGGAAAAGAUCCUCAUUAAAUAGUAUUUAAACGAGGAUUUUUCCUAACGAAUACUGAAUAAAAUUAAGU